Messenger RNA from Physella acuta, 3345 nucleotides. Its product is annotated as muscarinic acetylcholine receptor M4-like. Gene Ontology annotation, cellular component: plasma membrane. Gene Ontology annotation, molecular function: G protein-coupled acetylcholine receptor activity. The record is from RefSeq and is a predicted model, not a curated record. Lineage: Eukaryota; Metazoa; Mollusca; Gastropoda; Physidae. Gene Ontology annotation, biological process: adenylate cyclase-activating adrenergic receptor signaling pathway; positive regulation of MAPK cascade.
UCGAAGUCUGAAACAGCGAGUUCGAAGUCUGAAACAAUCAUCCACGCCUCGGUAGUGUACGGUCGGCGAGGCGUUCUGGGAUCGAGACAGCGAAAUAUUUUUUUCGUAACUUGGAGCGCGCGCUGUUGUGUGACGUCAUACUAGCCACGUGGUGACCGUCGCAACUGUCAGCUGUCACUAACACUGUACUCGCGUCAUCUGCGUCAUAGUUGCCACGUCAUAAAAUUAGCUAACGUCACCUGAGUGACGCUUUGAAAAGGUCACCAAUGUAAAAAUAAAAUGGGAAAAUCCCGAAGGAAAAAGCAAAUCACUCCACUCUGUUAAAUCUCAUAAACGGAUUUAUGACGUCGUCGAUGAGCAAUAAUUUAUGAAAGAUGGAUGCUAUCUAGACACUGCGACCUCGUCUGAUUGUUGACGUGUAUCACCAUGGCAACCAGCACAUCCAAGGCAGGCUACAUGCUUGGCGCGGCCUUGAACUUGAGCCUCGCCCCGAGCGAGGUCAGCACUGCCUUCUACACGGACAACCUGACGCUCCUGGCCACAUCCAUGGCCGACAACGUCACUUCCGCCCUGACCAACGCCAGCAACAGCAGCCUGGAGCUGCCUGGCAACCAGACCAACAUGACGUCACCCCACAGCCUGCCGCACUCCGUGGGGCUGACCGUGUUCCUGGGUCUGCUGGCGGGCGUGGUCAGUCUGGUCACCAUCCUGGGCAACAUCACGGUGCUGCUGGCCUUUGGGCUGGAGCGGACCAUCCGCCAGCCCACCAACUACUUUCUGGCCUCGCUGGCCGUGUCUGACCUGCUCAUAGGGACCUUCUCCAUGCCGCUCUACACCCAGUACCUGCUGUGGGGCAAGUGGCCGCUCGGCCCGUGGCUCUGUGACCUCUGGCUGUCCUUGGACUGGACGGUCUGUCUGACGUCACAGUACACGGUGUUUCUCAUCACCAUGGACCGGUUCCUGAGCGUCAAGAUUCCGGCCAAGUACCGGAACUGGAGAACGGAGAAGAAGGUGAUGGUGAUGAUCUCCAUCACGUGGAUCCUGCCGGCCAUCGUCUUCUUCACCUCCAUCAUCGGCUGGCAGUACUUCGUCGGCGAGCGGACGGUCAAAUACGACGCCUGCGAGGUCCAGUUCAUGAGCGACACCAUGUUCACUUUCCUGCUGACCAUCGGCUACUACUGGAUCACUCUGGUCGUCAUGUUCGUCCUGUACGGCGGUAUCUACAAGGUGGCCCUGGACCUCCAGCGCAAGUCUGACGAGAAGCACAAGAAGCUGCAGUCCACCAUGGAGCUGGCCGGAGACAACCCCAACGCCGCGGUCCGCAGCUUCGGCACCGACCACGACGUGGCCAGCAACAACAACAGCAGUAUGGGCGCCGACAGCCACCCGCCGCAGAAGGAGAGGAACAGCCGCAAGAGCAAGAAGAAAAACUUGGAGCACAGCAACUCGCGCAAGUCGGUCAAGGCCGCCCUACCGAUGCCCCCGGGCGCUCCCGUGGUCAACACCACCAGCUUCAGCAGCAGCAAGGUCAACGACAAGGACGACGACCGCUCCAGCAGUCCGGCUUUUGCCUCAGAUGACGACAACAGUAGCAGUGGCGGCGCGGCCGGAUCCGGCAAAUCCCCCCUGACCUCGGGUAUGUAUUCCGGAAAACCGCACGCAACUGCCGGUAUUGAUAACAGUGCGCUUUACACCAACACCGGUGGUCUAGUGCGCUCACUACAUGCUGAUCUUUUCUUCUCUCCAACCCCAGAUAACCAAGAGAGCCAAAACCUUCUCCAGCCGCCACCCCCCUACUCCAAACACGACGCCAAGAACGCCAGCGAGGCCGGCUCCGAUGUGGAGGGCAGCCAGCUCCAAGAGUUCGACAGCGUCUACUCCUCCUCCAACUCGGAGCGCCUCGAGAAGCAGACGACGCCGCUGCUUCAGAACGAGAUCAUGAAAGGCUGCCGCUUCAUCGACGAGAAAAGUUUUCUGGCGACCCUCAGCUCGGAGAGCGCCGCCCUGCUGCCCGUCAUCCACGGGGAGUCGGAGAUGGACGACUCGGACGUGGCCGACCUGCACACGUCCUCGCCCAUAUGGAAGCGGCGGACGUCACUGCCGCCAUUGGCUACGGACGUCUUUGAUUUGGACGAUGACGUCAGCGACUGUCUGAUCGACUACGCCACCACCGCCACCACCACCACCAGCGACCUAUCAGCAGCCGCCAUCGUUUACUCCAGCAGCAAGAACCACCGCGGCCAGCGCCCCCGUGCCGACACGGCCAACACCAUGACGUCCACCACCACCGGCGCCGACACGGGCACCGACGACAGCAGCGGCAACAAGUCCAGCGAGCUGACCGGUCACGUGGACGGCAACAACUGCUCAAACCCGCCGCCGUCCGACACCAACGAGGACAGCGGCCGCUCGGACACGCACUGCCUGGCGGCCAUCCGGCGCCGGCACAACAAGGACACCCGGCUACACUCCUUCGUCAAAUCUGUCCGCUCCCGCAACAGCCGCCGCCGGAACCGGCGAGAACGGAAAUCAAAAUCGGAGAACCGCGCUCGGAAAGCGCUGAGGACUAUCUCUUUCAUUCUGGGGGCGUUCGUCCUGUGCUGGACACCCUACCACGUGGCCAUCAUGGUGUACGCCAUCUGCGACACGUGCGUCAACAGCGGCCUCUACAGCUUCUCAUACUGGAUGUGUUACCUCAACAGCCCCAUCAACCCCUUCUGCUACGCGUUCGCCAACGCCCAGUUCAAGCGGACAUUUCUCCGCAUCAUGCGCUUCGACUGGCACCGGACAUGAUGACGUCAUGGAUUAUAGUCCAGCUGUUCCACAUCCGCUGCCGUCUGCUGGGGAGGUCACCGUGACCCCGGCUUCUCGCGGACACAGUGUCACGUCCGCUGUGUCACGUCCGCGGUGUCACGCCGGCGUGACCACGCUACCAAGGACAAGCUUACCUGAGACAACACACUAGAGCGUACAGACAAUUAGUUUAAUUAGCGUGUUAAUAAUUAACUAAUUAUCGCUUGUCAUUUUUGUACAAAUUUUUUUAUUUUUUAAAUCACGAGUCGCGCUUUUGUUUGUGUAGGUUUAUAUUUCUACAACUGCCCUGGUGACCUUGACUCGAGUGACCUUGAGCUGGUGACCUUGGGCGUUGUAACUGAUUGAAGCGGAACUGUGAUUCACGUCGUGACUGAUGACUGCUUGUGGGGGAGACAUUGUGUGUGGCUGAUGACAUGACUGGAUGACAUGACUGGAUGACAUGACUGGAUGACAUGACUGGAUGACAUGACUGGAUGACAUGACUGGAUGACAUGACUGGAUGACAUGACUGGAUGACAUGACUGGAUGACA